AUGGAUCGGGACGAGUAUCGGCGUCGUGGGAAGGAGCUGGUGGAUUACAUCGCUGAGUAUCUGAGCACGUUGAGGGAGCGCCGCGUCUGUCCCGAUGUGAAGCCCGGCUACUUGCCCCUGCUGCUCCCAACCUCCCCACCCCAGGAGCCUGAGGCUUGGAGCAGCAUCUUCAGCGACGUCGAGAGGCUCAUCAUGCCCGGGCUGGUCCACUGGCAGAGCCCACACAUGCACGCCUACUUUCCCGCUCUCACCUCCUGGCCCUCGCUGCUCGGCGACAUGCUGGCAGAUGCCAUCAACUGCCUGGGCUUCACUUGGGCCUCGAGCCCUGCCUGCACGGAGCUGGAGAUAAGCAUGAUGGACUGGCUGGCGGUGAUGCUGGGGCUCCCUGAUCACUUCUUGCACCAGCACCCCAACAGCAGUGGGGGUGGAGUGCUGCAGAGCACAGUCAGUGAGUCAACAUUGGUCGCCAUGCUGGCUGCGAGAAAAGCCAAGAUCGCGGAGCUGAAAUCCAGUGACCCUGGAGCGGAAGAUGCUGUGCUCGCCUCCCGACUUGUCGCAUAUGCCUCUGACCAGGCUCACUCUUCGAUAGAGAAAGGAAGAUUGAUCACUUUGGUAAAACUCCGCUUACUAGAGACUGAUGAGGACUUCUCUCUACGAGCUAAGACCCUGAUCCAAGCAUUGGAAGCAGAUCGAAAACGUGGACUUGUUCCGUUCUUUCUCUGUGCCACAUUGGGAACAACUGGUGUGUGUGCCUUUGAUUGCCUGAGCGAGCUUGGACCCCUCUGCGCCCAGGAGGGGGUCUGGCUUCACGUGGAUGCUGCCUACGCGGGGACCGCCUUCUUGUGCCCCGAGUUUCGCACACACCUGCGGGGCGUGGAGUGGGCCGACUCCUUCACCUUUAAUCCUGCCAAGUGGAUGAUGGUUCACUUCGACUGCGCGGCCUUCUGGGUCAAAGACAAGUGGAAACUGCAGCAGACUUUCGGGGUGAACGCCGUGUACCUGCAGCACCCCAAUUCGGGAGCGACCGUGGACUUCAUGAAUUGGCAAAUCCCGCUGAGCCGCCGAUUCCGAUCGCUGAAACUCUGGUUUGUGAUCCGCUCGUUCGGGGUGCUCGGGCUACAGGCACACGUCAGGCAUGGUACAGAGAUGGCAAAGUACUUCGAGUCCUUGGUUAGAAGUGAUUCACGUUUUGAAAUCCCAGCCAAGAGACACCUUGGGUUGGUGACUUUUCGUUUAGAGGGAACAAACAGUUUGACUGAAGAACUCCUGCAAGAACUCAUCCAAUCGGGCACCAUGUACUUAGUCCCAGCCACCAUCAACAAGCUCUUCAUCAUCCGCUUUACCAUCACUUCUCAAUUCACCACCAGUGGAGACAUUCUGCGAGAUUGGAAUAUCAUCCAGCAAAGUGCAGACAAAGUCCUGACCAGAAGUCCCCAACAUUAGAUGACCUCUUGAGCGAUGGAUCGGCCAAGUGCUAGAUUUUGACAGCUUUCUACAAGGAGCCACAUAAAAAGUAAUUGCAUGCGAGGUUCAGGCUAAUAUAUUGUCAUGGGUCGGGGAGUGGUUUUAGGAUAGAGGGGCAGGGUAAGUGGGUCAGAAGAACAUAAGAAACAGGAGCCGGGCUAUCUGCUCCUUCAAGCCAGCUCCACCAUUCGCCAAGAUCAUGGCUGAUCUUCCACUUCCAACACUUCCACAGCACUGUCCCCACAUCCGCUGCUUCCUGUCAGAUCCACAAAUCUAUCAACCCGUCUACUGAGUGAACAGUGAAUGAAUUCCACUGCCCAUCAGGAUAGAACAUACCAAAGAUUUCUUAACUAUUAAGUAGUUCCUCCUUACCUCAAUCUUAAGUAGUUGUUCCCUUAUUCUUAAACUGUGCUUGCUGGCCUUAGACAGUUCACACAGGGAAAUAAAUGUUCUUAAAUUUAGACAACCGGCUCACAGCACCAUGGAUCCAGCAUCACCGAUGUCCGAUACAGUCACAGUAAGACUUUGUCUCUUGCAAUCAAAUCCUCUCAUUGUAAUGACCAACAUAUCAUUUGCUGUUCCAGCCACUCGUGUUGGCCCUCAGUAACUUGUGUAAAAGUACACCUGCGGCUCUCCAAACAUCAACGUAUCCAUCCCCUCGCUGUUCAACAACUAUGCACUUUUACUGCUUGGUGCAACAGACUCUCAUUAUCUACAUUAUAUUCCAUCUGCCAUGUCCUCACCCAUUGCCUCAGCUUAUCCAUGUCCUAUUUUACACUUUCCUUUCUACUCAAUUCUGCCUAGUUUAAUAUCACCAGCAAACAUGGAAACAUGACAUUUGAUCACCUCAGCCAAUUACUGAUAGAUUGUGAACAGCUGCAGCCCGAGCAGCUACUCCUCUUGUACCCAUUGGUCACAGCAGCCAACUUGAUUUAUCGGUAUUUAUUUAUACCACUCUUUGCUUUCUGUCCGACACUAAUUUUCAAUCCAUUGCAGUACACCAAUCUGUUUUCCUGUGUGUGGGACUUUAUUGAAAACCUUCUGAAGAUCCAAAUUCGCCAUAUCUACUGGUAUCCCCAUAUCUAUGGAGAUACAGCAUGGAAACAGGCCCUUCAGCCCUUUGAAUCCAUGCCAACCAGCAAUCAUGCAGGCUCAUAUAUAUUCCACACAUUUAUCUACCUCUUUAUUACAACAAGUUUGAUUCACCGCCUCUAUAUGUAGGCCAGAGUCUCCCAUGAUUGCCCCUGUUCCAUGUACAGUGCCCUCCAUAAUGUUUGGGACAAAGACCCAUCAUUUAUUUAUUGGCUUCUGUACUCCACAAUUUGAGAUUUGUAUAAACACAGCUGUAGUUUCUACAUGGUGAAACCAAAAUGUAUAAAAAUGGCCUUUAUUAAAAAUCUGACCA
Molecule: messenger RNA, 2869 nt
Organism: Leucoraja erinaceus (little skate)
Lineage: Eukaryota; Metazoa; Chordata; Chondrichthyes; Rajiformes; Rajidae
Gene: hdc
Product: histidine decarboxylase
Exons: 12
Coding region: 1-1443 (480 amino acids)
Biological process (GO): L-histidine catabolic process; histamine biosynthetic process
Molecular function (GO): histidine decarboxylase activity; pyridoxal phosphate binding
Source: RefSeq, a predicted model, not a curated record